Molecule: messenger RNA, 2030 nt
Organism: Pocillopora meandrina
Lineage: Eukaryota; Metazoa; Cnidaria; Anthozoa; Scleractinia; Pocilloporidae
Source: the annotation of a GenBank genome assembly
CAUUCCUGGAAUGUCACUUGGAACGGCCUGCUUUCCUACCAGUCAUUUCCCGAAGUAAUGGGAUACCAAAUUACUUAUCAGCUAGUGACAAACCAAAGGAAAUCUUCUGAGGGCAAUGUUACACUGAAAGUUAACAGCAACAUCACAAAUAUUAAGGCCGAUAGUCUGCGGAUGAAUACAACCUAUUGCGUUAGUGUCCUCGCUUACAACAAAUAUGGUAAUGGUGAAAUUAAAAACUGCACGCUGGUAAAAACGGCUUCAGGUAACGCUUGGAAGCUUAUUGUGAUAACGGAAAGUUUUUAACAGCUGUUAAUGACUGCUACCAUCGCGUCUUUACCUUAACGAGUUCAUCGGUAAUAAGGAUAUUAUAUUUCUUCUUGGGAAAUCUGGAGAAAUUUUGUAAGGUUUUAAAAUAACAAUUUUAAUUGUUAGGCCUGAAGUGCCCUCGAAAACACUUAAAUUAGGCAGUGGACCACUCUUUCUGCUGAUUGGUUUACCGGUGUAAUAAGUCUCGUGGGAUGUUCGGCAACAGUAAAUUUUGUAAAUCACUCUCCCCCGGCUCCCCAGUAUCCCAAGUUGGUUAUUACGCAGGUGAGCCGGUAGAAAUAGCGGUAUUUUCCUUUUAUAGAAUAACCUCCAAUGGGUUUACUAGUGCAAUGAAUGAUGGACUUUUGACAAAUCAGAUGCUUUUAGCAUCUCGGUUAUUUCAUAGAAAAUAAAAUAGAACUUAUGGGGAUACUUUUCCUGGAAAGGCACAUUUCAAACGCCGUCGGUAUGCUGUAUAAGAACUUAAAAAGGUGACUUUGGUAAAAGGUUGGUCAUCGGUACAUGGUUAUCAGACAGAAAGAAUUUGCAUUCAAAGUAUGAAGACGAAAGGGUAAACGUUGGAAACAAGGAGCUUAGUAUUCAAUACGGAGUGAUCAAAAACUUUUAAAAGCUGCCUUGAACCUUAUUUUAGAACUAAUAAAAAUUUGUUUUACUUUUUUCUUUGCAAGGCGACUGUUUACCAGGCUGGACUCUUUUCGAAUCACAUUGCUAUCUUCUGUUUAAAGAUGAUCUCAAAAGUUGGUCCGAUGCCGAGAUUGACUGCCUGAAUCAUAAUGCAAACUUGCUCUAUAUACUCAGCGCGGGGGAAGAAGAGUUUCUUUACUCACAAAUGAUAAACUCAUCAUCAAAUAUUGAAGUGAUCUAUAUCGGAAUCAAACACAAUGGUGGUGAACAUGAAAGGUUUUCAGUUUGGAGUAGCGGACACGAGGUUACUUAUACAAACUGGGAAGAUGGUCCAGAAAAUGAUGCGGAUAACAUUUCAAUCAUUACAUCUUCCGAUGGAGAUGCUUGCGCGAUAAAGGAUGUCGGAUUUAACGGCAAGUGGAGGAAUGGUGCAUGUUCGAAGCGUCUUCCUUACAUCUGCAAACGGAAAGGUAUGACUUUUAAAAAUAGUCAAAGGUUAGCAUUUACCAGCAGUGGCUCAACUAAAGCUAUGAUCCUUGCAGGUGUCCUGCAAUCUAAAGUUUCGCAGAAAAGAAGCCCGCAAAAAAUUCAGGCUUAGACGGGAUUCGAACCCGUGCCUCGCCAGGAUGGACAAAGUUUCUUCAGUAAUGCCCAACUUUUAUCCUCCUGCAUUUCUAUAAGCGAUGAGGUCGGUGAACAAAAGAGAAAAUAAAAAAACAAAGAAUUUGAUGAACUUUCUGACUGAUUUCCUAGGAUUGCACCCGAACAUUUAUUGCUCGGACAGUCCAAUUGGACUGGAAACAGGGACUGUUCCUGAUAGAGACAUAACAGCAUCAUCAUAUUUAGACUCCAAUCCUCCAUCGGCCGCUCGGCUGGGCUCGCACGUGGGCUGGUGCCCACUGAAUCUAAGUGAAGUCUUCCUACAAGUUGACCUGGGAAGUGCAUAUUACAUCUGCGCAGUAGCAACUCAAGGUCACUUUGAACAAGGUUUCGGUCGUUUGGCCCGUUACGCCAUCUUGUUAUCAUUAAAUGGAAAGAACUGGACUGAAUACGAGCAGGUAAUGACAAGCAACUCAUAA